UUUUGCACUUUGACAACUUUUUUCUGUUGGAAAAAUAAUUUUGGGUACAUGUUUUUUUGCUGCAAGCUAUUGGUAGAGGAAACAAAGAAGUUGUAUUGUUGUAAUUGUAACUAUAUAUGUUUAAAAAAAAAAACAAGACCAUAGCCAUCGGUAACCUUAAAGAGACAUAAAAAAGGCCAAAUGUCAAAAAAUAAAUGUCCUGUUCCUGGCAUCUUAUCUCACUUGGCAUUUUUCUCUGGGGCGCGAGUUCUGAAACACCUGUAUAUCUAUCUACCUGCUUAAUGUAGCCUUGAAUUAUUAUUUAUCAACGUAACAAGUUUAGUAAAUAAAUACUGUAAUCAUUAAAAAAAAAAGUGUUUUUAUGGUGGGUUUUAUUUUUAUUAGAAGCCACUACGACAGCUCUUAUCUACCGUCCUAUCAUGACGUCCAUUGCGCGCUCCGUUUCUCAAUUUAAGCGAUCUCAAAUCGUGCGAGACCUUCAACUCAUCAACAUUGUUCGUAAAAUGUCUACUAAAAUUUUAGACAUCGAUACUCCUAUCGUACCUCUCGCCGACGCUCACCGCUUCAUCAGUGAUUGUAUGGUAGCUGUGGGAACACCAAAGAAGUAUGCGGAUAUAUUAGCUGCCAAUCUCGUCGCGGCGGACUAUCGGGGGCAUUACAGUCAUGGGAUGAAUCGCUUAGAUAUGUAUGUGAGAGACGUCCAAGGGGGACUUUGUGACUGCAAAGCUACCCCCUCUGUAAUCAAAGAAACGGCCGCCACAGCUUGGGUCACUGGAAAUAAUGGUCUGGGGGCAGUAGUGGGAGAAUUUUGCAUGGAAUUGGCCAUUAAGAAGGCGAAAUCUGUCGGAAUUGGGAUGGUAGUGGCCAAAGAGUCAAAUCAUUAUGGUAUUGCUGGUAAGUAUAGUUUACAAGCAAUCGACCAAGGGGUUUUGGGGUUGAGUUUUACGAAUACAUCUCCCUUAAUGGCCCCGACACGAGCCAAAGGCUCGGCUUUAGGAACAAAUCCACUAUCUUUGGGGGCCCCUGCUGCCGGUGGAGACUCUUUCGUGUUGGACAUGGCAACAACAGCAGUCGCAGUUGGAAAGAUCGAGUUUCAAAAACGAAAGGGUCAAGCAAUUCCUGAAGGGUGGGCCCAAGAUGCCCACGGCAAAAUCACAACCGACCCGUCAGUCGCUUACGACGCUAAGCGUUUAAUGCCUUUGGGAGGGUCCGAAAUUAAUUCGGGAUACAAAGGGUACGGUUUGGCAGCAUUGGUGGAAAUAUUUUGUGGAAUACUUGGAGGUAGUGCUUAUGGUCCGAAUAUCCGCAAGUGGGGAGAUUCAAGCAAGAAGGCUGACUUGGGGCAAUGUUUCAUCGCGAUUGAUCCCGAAUGUUUUGCGCCAGGGUUUCAAGGCCGGCUGGGUGAUUUGUUAUGCAGCUUGAGGAAUAUGCAGCCGGCUGAUCCUGCUAAACCUGUUCUGGUAGCUGGGGAUCCCGAGAGGUUACAUAUGGCGGACGCGGAUAGAGCGGGAGGGGUGAGAUAUGUGGAAGAUCAGCUCAACACAUGUCGGGAUUUGGCUAAGAAGUUACAUGUCAAGCCUUUGGUGGCCGCUUGAAGACAAAGAUCUCAACUGUAAUAUGGGCUGAGUGAAAAUUUGUUGAUUUAGAAAAGUGUUUCGAAUACAAUGGCUGUUGAUUGGUGCUUAAUGACAAUGAAAGUGCCAAAGUUAUGUUACUUAAGACGUUUAUUUAUUAAUAAAUGCUUUUUAUGCGUUUUAAA
Messenger RNA from Tribolium madens (black flour beetle), 1759 nucleotides. RefSeq lists its product as uncharacterized. Gene Ontology annotation, molecular function: oxidoreductase activity. NCBI's taxonomy places the organism in Eukaryota, Metazoa, Arthropoda, Insecta, Coleoptera, Tenebrionidae. The transcript has 8 exons. Bases 420 to 1595 code for a protein of 391 amino acids. The record is from RefSeq and is a predicted model, not a curated record.